This is a messenger RNA of Fusarium vanettenii 77-13-4, 3496 nucleotides long. RefSeq lists its product as uncharacterized. Bases 1 to 2490 code for a protein of 829 amino acids. Lineage: Eukaryota; Fungi; Ascomycota; Sordariomycetes; Hypocreales; Nectriaceae. Gene Ontology annotation, molecular function: mRNA binding. The transcript is spliced from 3 exons. Gene Ontology annotation, cellular component: cytoplasm. The record is from RefSeq and is a predicted model, not a curated record. Gene Ontology annotation, biological process: post-transcriptional regulation of gene expression.
AUGUCUUCGCCGGAUAGGAUCAACCGCUAUUCUAUGCCGGUGACUCGCUCGCGUACCGGGUUGUACGACGUUGGUCUCGAUCAAACCAACACGACUCGGUUCCUUUUUGGCGACGAUGAGCCAAAGGCGCUUGGACACGGUGCUGUUCCUGACGAGAACUUCCCGACUCUUGUUCGUCGCGACGAUCAGAUUACAUCCCUAUCCUCCAGAGGCUGGAGCCGUGUUGUUAACCGUCACCGACCUCAGCAGAGCUUGUCGUCUAUCAACGGAGGUUCAGGUCAAGUCAACGACCUCGCAGGCCUUAAGAGUCGACCUGCUGCGUUCCGCCACUCCCUCGACCUCAAGUACAUCUCAGAGAACGCAGUCGAGACUGGUCCAAUCAUGUCUUCGCCUGCGAAUCAGAACAUGGCCAGCCCGCCUAAGCUUCAGAGCUCGUUCUCUGCCAACGACGUCCCCACUGUUAAGAGCACUGCGACAUCGUCCAUGAUCAACGCCAACGCCAACGUCAAUGCCAACAACCAUGCUCAGCAGCACUUCCACAACCACAAUGCCAGUCUCGGCCGCAUCCCUGCUGGCGUCCUCCCUCGUGGCCACAACCGUGAGCUGUCGGCUGAAAGCGUCGCCGUGAGUCGCGAGCAGGCCACCACCUAUCCCUCGAUCCAGUCAGCUCUCCAGGCCAGUGCUGCUCCUUUUGGUCCUAGCACUACCACCGCCGCUCCUCCCACCUCAAUGGUCUCCUCCCCUGCUGGUACGCCUGCCGCGAACAACAACUUCAACAACGGCAACGGCAACGGCAACGGAUUCUACCCUGUCAAUGGCUUUGGGGCUCAGCAGGGUGUCGCCCAUCCUCCCGGACCCGGCGCCUACAACGUCAACAUGAUCGCCAACGGUAUGCAGCACAUGAACAUGAACGGCGUCAAUGGCGGCAACGUGUAUCCUCCUCAGAACUUCAAUGGCUACAACUCGCUUCCCUACAACCAGGGCAACCAGCCUCGUGACAGCCAGGCUCGUGUGAUUCAGCACCGCCGCCAGCUUGACAACGAAGCCAUGUCCCGCUACCAGAACAUGCCUCUGGACUCCUUUACUGGCCAGAUAUAUGACUUGUGCAAGGACCAGCAUGGUUGCCGCUACCUUCAGAAGAAACUGGAAGAGCGCAACGCUGAACAGGUUCAUAUGAUUUGGCUCGAGACCAACCAGCACGUCAUCGAGCUCAUGACGGACCCAUUUGGUAAUUAUUUGUGCCAAAAGCUCCUUGAGUUUUGCAAUGACGACGAGAGGACCGUCUUGAUCCAGAAUGCUUCUCAGGACAUGGUGCGCAUUGCCCUCAACCAGCACGGCACGCGCGCACUUCAAAAGAUGAUUGAGUACGUGAGCACCCCUCAGCAGGUUCACCUCAUCAUCGAGGCACUUCGUUUCCGGGUUGUCGAGCUCAUCCAGGACCUGAACGGCAACCACGUCAUCCAGAAGUGUCUCAACAAGCUCACCGCCCCUGAUGCCCAGUUCAUCUUUGACGCAGUCGGUCAUAACUGUAUUGAGGUGGGCACUCACCGACAUGGCUGCUGCGUCUUGCAGCGCUGCAUCGACCACGCAUCCGGCGAUCAGAAGCUGUGGCUUAUCCAACGCAUCACCGAGCACGCCCGGGUUCUUGUGCAGGAUCCCUUUGGCAACUAUGUCGUCCAGUACAUCAUCGACCUGAACGAGCCUACUUUCACUGAGCCCAUCGUGGGUAUGUUCCAGGGAUGCAUCAGCCAGCUGUCCCGCCACAAGUUCAGCUCCAACGUGAUUGAGAAGUGCCUUCGGUGCGCUCAGGCCCCUUCCAAGGAUAUGAUUGUUGAGGAGCUCCUGGGCCCCCAGGAGAUGGAACGCCUGCUUCGCGACUCGUUUGCCAACUAUGUCAUCCAGACCGCCUUGGAGUAUGCCACCCCUCAUCAGAAGUACCAGCUUGUUGAGUCGAUCCGUCCUAUUCUGCCUCAGAUCAGGACCACUCCCUACGGUCGUCGCAUUCAAGCUAAGAUCUCUGCCUUCGACAACCGCGGCAGCGCUGCUUCUAGCGGACAGGUCACUCCGGCCGACAACACCCAGGGCCAGAUCCCUCUCCGCCCUUCACACACUCGCGGCAUGCCCUCUACUGGCCCUAUGAUGCAGCCCAACACUGUUCCCAACGGCCCUAUGCCUGGCAUGGGGAACCAUGGUAUACGCCAGAACAUGCCCGGCUACCCACCUAACCCCACUAUGAACGGCCAGGUGCCGGCUGCUGGAGCCCAUAUCCAGCAGCCUCACUACGGACAGAGAGCCCCUGGCAACUUUGCCCAGACGGCCAACGGGACUGUUAACAGCGCCGUCAAUGUCGGUGCUAACAUCAACGGCAACGGUAACAUGGGCGCUCCCGUCAAGGCUACUGACAACACGAGCAGCGGCGCCAGCCCUGCUAACGCCAAGGUAGCCGGCGGUAACAACGCCAACGAGGCCGAGGAGCCUCAGUGGCUGUAAACCCGACUUGUGCUCCCCCACAAGUCUGCCACUGAUGGAUCAGGGGACGGCCCGAUUGUACAAUGAUGCUCAUUAUGGUUUUCGUCGGAUGUCGAGCGGGCGGCGUGUUGUGCAGAUGCAUGCAGAUGCAGAUGCACACACAGCUACCUGUGGCACCGUCAUGAUUUGACGAUUUUCUUUUGAUCUCUGUUUCACUACGCCUCAAAACCACAGCCAAAAGGGCGCAGGCCCAUUUCGAUCUCUUCGAAGCGGUUGACACGACAGCGACAGAGUUGCUCGUGUGUACAUUACCAGAAGGGGCGCUACGAACUACAGCCAGAUGUCUUGCAGCAACGGCACCUUGUCUUCUGCUAGAGGAGGGAAUAGCAGCUUGCACAGGAGCGUCAGCAGCAUCACAACCGGCGUGUACAUGUAUUUGGAUCGUAAGAUCCUAACCAACCAAACCUCGGCAUAGACGACUCGGUUCUUUUCAGCUUUUUGUUUUCACUACCUUAGGUCUUUGCAAUUUCGACUCCAGGGCGACACAUGUUUUUGAACGAGGAAUUUCGAUGCGCAUCAUCACUUGCGAUAUGGGACUUGAAAUCAGCAUCACUCAUGAUUUACGUCAAGCUUUCGACAUGAUCGUUUACGAUAUACGCGUACGGUUUUGACAAGACACUGAGUGUUCUUCUCUUUCCUUUCGACACAGGACUGCUUCUACAGCCUGGAUGGACCUAGAUGGUCACAUUCUGAUUAGGCGAGAACUUUUUGAUGCCGAGAUUAUCCUGGCUGCUUUCUGGUCCAUUCUACUCAGGCUAUCCAUACAACUGGUGUGCCGGGUCAUGGUAAAGGUCAAGCAGUAUCUGCGGUAUUCUCGUUUUUUUUUUUACUCUUUUCGUUUGGGUUGUAUGACUUCAGGGACAAUUUACGGUUGCUUUUCAUUCGGGGUUGAGGAUAUGCCGGCUUGCUGGCCAGACAGAGGACGGAGAAGUUGCCCCCCGCCUGUAUUUAGACAAGGUCUUUGAAU